Podospora pseudocomata is the source of this 2304-nucleotide messenger RNA. RefSeq names its product U3 snoRNP protein (gene MPP10). Gene Ontology annotation, biological process: rRNA processing. The coding region runs from base 1 to 2304 and encodes 767 amino acids. The record is from RefSeq and is a predicted model, not a curated record. Gene Ontology annotation, cellular component: small-subunit processome; sno(s)RNA-containing ribonucleoprotein complex; Mpp10 complex. NCBI's taxonomy places the organism in Eukaryota, Fungi, Ascomycota, Sordariomycetes, Sordariales, Podosporaceae. The transcript has a single exon.
AUGGCAGGGUCGACAGGCAGCAACUCGGACCUCACCUCCACCUCCCACACCCUCACCAAUCUUCCCGUCAUGUCGCAAAACGGUGUAGCCGCCCUCGGGCCCAGCUCGGCCAUCGCGCUCUUCCUCGACUCGACUGCCCCGGCAAACCGCCAUGUUUUCCUGCAGCCCCCACCUCUGCUCCCAAACGGCUCGCUGCAAUUGGCAAAAGAGACGCUCGACUCUCUGGCUGGCCCGGUCAGCGAUCAACAGCAGCAGAGGCUCCGCGAGGCUGGCAAGAAGCGCAAGAGAGACGGCAGCUACGGUCAGAGCGCCAUUCUAAAAAUCAGAAAACUGCACAUCGACGGCUUCGAAACAGAUCAAGUAUGGCAGCAGGCAAAGAAGAUCAUCAGCAGCGCGCUUCAGGAGUCGACAUCGGUCCUGGAAGAACUCGAGGAGAACAACGAAAUCGAGCAAGAAGGCGCUGGGACCAAGGCUCUGGAUUUCGGCAAGGAUGGGUUUGAAGUUGGAUCGGACGAUGAGGAUGACGCGAGCGCAUCUUCCGAUGUUGACGAGGGCAGUGAGGCCGAUACUGAGGACUCUGACGAGGAGACAUCCAGUAUCGGCGAAGAAGGCGAGAGCAUGUUCGAUUUGGAAGCCGAGGAUGACGACGAAGAUGAAGACGAUGACGAAGAUGAGGAGGACGAGGAGAUGGGUGAAGAAGAGGAAGGGGCCGAGGUGGAAGAGGACGGAGAAGAUGAUGGGGAUGAAGAAGACUCUGAAGCUGAAGCCGCCGACUUCGUUGAAGACCCCAACGGACUCAACGACGGCUUCUUCUCAAUAGACGAGUUCAACAAGCAAACCCAAUGGUUCGAGGAUCAGGAUGCUCGCGCAGAUCCAAAUACAGAUUACGCCAGCGACGAGGAGGCUGUCGAUUGGCACGGAGACCCGUUCGCAGUCAACAAAUUUGGCAAGAAGGGAGCCAAGGAUGAGGAUUCGGACACGGACAUGGAUGACAUGGAUAUGGAUGAUGACGAGGACGACGAGGGACCAGCAUUGAGCAAGAAGGAGCUCGCAGAUUUGGCCAAGUUCAGCGACAGCGAGGAUGACGAGGGUGAUGAUGACCAGCCUGCCGGUGCUGACGAUAUGGACAUGGACCUUACCGCCAACGAUAUCUACUACAAGGACUUCUUCGCGCCACCAGCAAAGAAGAAGACGGGCAAUCAGAGAAAACCAUACAUGCCCAAGAAGCCGUUCCAGCCGACCGAGGAGGAUAUGGAAAGAGCCGAGAACGAUGUCAAGCGUGAUCUCUUUGAUGAUCUAUCCGAGUUUUCCGCCGAGGAAGACGCUCUGUCUGAUGCCUCGGCCGGAAAUCCCAAAUCCCGUCGCUCCGCCCACGAGCGCAGACGGGCCAAGAUUGCGGAUGAAAUUCGCAAACUCGAAUCUGAAUUGGUGGCCAAGCGGGCUUGGACCUUAUCCGGUGAGGCCACUGCGCAGGCUCGUCCCAUUAACUCGCUACUCGAGGAGGAUCUUGACUUUGAGCAUGCCGGUAAGCCGGUACCAGUCAUGACGGAGGACGUCUCCGAGUCUAUCGAGGAACUCAUCAAGCGACGCAUUCUCGCAAACGAAUUCGACGAAGUUCUUCGCCGCCGUCCCGAUGACUUUGGCAACCCGAACUCGGCCCGCCGCGGCCUGGUGGAUAUCGAGGACACCAAGGGCAAGCAAAGUUUGGCCGAGAUAUACGAGGAGCAGCACAUUAAGGAGUCCAACCCUGACGUCUACGUCAGCGCGGCUGACGACAAGACGCGGAAGGACGAGGAGGAGAUCAAGCAGAUGUGGAAGGACGUCAGCGCCCGGCUUGACGCUCUCAGCAGCUGGCACUACAAGCCCAAGCCUGUGGCUCCCACUCUUACCGUCGUGGCCGAUGUCGCUACGGUGGCCAUGGAGGAUGCUCAACCCACCACUGCCCAGGGUGUUGCCGGCGGCGAGAGCAUGAUUGCGCCCCAGGAGGUCUACGCGCCAGGCAAGGAUUCGGCUGAGAAGGGCGAGGUUGUGGCCAAGAGCGGCUUGCCAGUGGCCAAGCAGGAAAUGAGCCGCGAGGAGAAGGCCAGGAGACGUAGACGUGAGAAGGAGCGCAUCCGCAAGGCCGGUGGCCUUGAUGCCAACAAGCCUGUCAACAAGAAAGCCGAGGCCCAACGGGAGACAAUGAACGAUCUCAAGAAGGGCGGUGUCAAGGUGAUCAAUAGAAAGGGUGAGGUUGUUGGGUUGGAUGGGAAGAAGAUUGUGGAGCACAAGGGACCUCAUACCAGCGGUGCCUUCAAGUUGUGA